This is a messenger RNA of Gigantopelta aegis, 10106 nucleotides long. RefSeq lists its product as uncharacterized. Bases 35 to 6592 code for a protein of 2185 amino acids. The record is from RefSeq and is a predicted model, not a curated record. Gene Ontology annotation, cellular component: cytoplasmic vesicle. Gene Ontology annotation, molecular function: protein binding. NCBI's taxonomy places the organism in Eukaryota, Metazoa, Mollusca, Gastropoda, Neomphalida, Peltospiridae. The transcript is spliced from 8 exons.
UUGUCUCUGUUGCUAUGGAUGUGAUUCUGUUGCUAUGGAGAUAAUGGACAAAAAUGAAAAUGUUACAAAUGGACAAUUGUCAGAGACAACCCUGGAGAAAUUGGGGACCACCUGGGCUGACCUUUCACCGACCCACGGCCGAACCCGCAACAUCAUGAACGACUGUCUGACCAGUCACGUGCUCAACGACAAUCACAUCGGUCAAAAAACGGCCAAUGACAAUGCAAAAACAUCGUCCACGUCCCUGUCUAGCGAGGUGGUGGACAACCGGGUGACCCUCGAAAAUGGGCCCGUCAUAAAACUGAGUAUCACCGCGGGCCAAAAACCCCACGACCGACACGCCACGACCCUGCCGAAACGGUCCACGAGAAAAAUAAAGCAUUACGCGACAUGGAAGGAUCUCUCGCCAACGAAAGACAAGUGUGGGGGUUUCGAUAGCAAGAUGAGUUGUAGCUGUGGUAGCACCCCGCGGGACGGACAGGCGAGGGAGCUGGUCACGUGGAAAGAUGUAUCUCCACCAAUCUCGCCUACGCUAGGGGUCAAAGAUGGAACAUCGGAAAACAAAUUGUCGGAGGGGUCGUGUGUUGUAAAACGGUCGCCCGAACGAAGGGGAAGGCAGAGGCGCAAGCCCGAGAGCGGUUACUACUCCAAUGAUGUUCAAGGGGAGAGUCGUGAAGGUACCGAUUCAUCGUUGUCGGGAAGUGACAUAGCCAACGCAAAAUCGGGAAUGGCUUCGUCGCCGGAAGACGCUUGUAAUGAAUACUUCUACGACGAAGACUUCAUAGUUCAGUUCGAUACGAAUAUCCGCGAUGGUUCCGUACCGCCGGAGUUGUCCGACCAUGAGCUGAACUCUCUACCUUUCCCGCACUCCCUGACAGGAAGUUACACGAGAUUCGGUCCGCUGCAGGAUUCGUUCAACCAAGCCAAUGUGUUUCUGGGACAGUACGAGUCGGAGCUGUCGGGUAGUCGAACCUCCAUGGAGAUAUCGUCCAGCGAGCGUGAGAUGAUGUGCUCGAGUGACAUGCUCGACUUCAGCAAUGAUCCUCUCUUUACCCCAACCCCAACCAGCGACGGUCUCACGCAACACUUUUCCGUGGACAGUCUCGGACACGGAGGUGGGUUAGAAAACAGUAGGGGCUCAGCUGAUCUCGGCGUUGUGGUCAACUGUUGUCCGAAGAAAGAGGAAUACUUCUUGUCAUUCGACACGUCGCAGGGACGAUCCUCCGCCUCGGUAAGCGAACAUUCAUACUCAUCGCAGACAACGUCGUCUCAGGAGGAACCGCAGACGGAAAUCAUUUUGACGGGAAGCGGAUCGACGACCGAGGACAACGAAGAAGUGUGUUCGAGCAGUUUCCAUUUCUGUCACACGAAGUACGCCUCACAGAACGGAGUUACCCGCCACUGUCGACUGGCAGGUCAGAGGUCGCACAUACCGCACCGAGGCCGGGCCAGCUCCAUGGGUGCUCUGCCGGAACGAUCGCUGGAGAAGUCAUCGACGACACUAAGUGAUGUGGAGAAGGGUCAGAGGUGCUUCUCGAGAAACAGCCGGUCGUUGGACAGGAGUGGGAUGUCCUCUCAGAGCAGGUCUAGCUCCUCGUACAAACGGUCCUGUGGGUCGGCCGCGGACCUGCACUACUCAGAUGAAGUCAACGCUACUCAGAAGCAUAACCUAACGUCAUGGAAACGGGUGAAGAAUCUUCAGAAAUUUGGCAUCUUGGAAAACAUGUUGAACAACGAACUGUACAACAGUCUUCCCGAUGUGGUAGACGAGGACGCUCACAACAAACGCGUGAGGAAGAGAUUCAACGAGGAUCUGCAGUCGAUGGCCGAUAGUUUUCACAACAAGCGACACUCGGCCUCGCUGCUGGAGAUGUAUCAGAGGAUGAAGAGCAACUCCAACCCUGUGUCUCCCAACACAAUGAACACGGUCGAGUGCAUUCUCUUUCCUCAGAACAGGAUGUCGGAUGACGAGAAGCUGUGUGUGUCGCGGUCGGGACUCGACACGUGCUGCGAUUCCGAAGACUGCUGCUGUGGUAAACGGGGACUGAAGCUGGAGCUCGGUCUGAAGCAGGAAGCCAACGGUCAUAGAGUUGGCGCAACCUCGUCGUCAUGGUUACGAACUUUGUCGCCAUCGCGGAAAGCGUGGAGCAGUAAAUCGACGUCGGUUUCCCCGGAUACGCUCGUCCUAUGGCACGGGACGAAAAACUUUGCGGCUCAGUUUCCACCGAAGACCAAAGACUGUGGAAUUCAGACUUCAGAGGUUGAUGAUGAUGAAAUGACGACGGUGUUGUUAGAUCAUUCGGUGCAGACGUCACCGAACUCCCCUCAGCAUGAUUUCCUGUCUGUUUUUAACGAUGUCUGUGGACACCAGUCGCGCACACCACACAAGACUGAGCCGGUGAAUCGGAGGCGGGAGUGCGUUUCGGAAUACCGCGAACGGAACGUGCUGCCUGCUGCUUCCAACGUGAAAAGAUCGAAAAGUCUGUCACCGUCGAGAAUGGGCUUCAAUUCAUUUUACACAUACCAGUCACUGCCGGACUUGAGUUUCCUGUCGUCAACUCGCUUCGAAGAAGACUUCUCUCCCCAGUCGUCGCUGUUUGACCCUGUGAAAAUUCCCAUAAUCCUCACGCCUGUAGUCGACGAUAGCAAGCAGACUCAGUCACGGGACGGCUCCUGUGCCUCCUGCUCCUGCCAGAAGGAAAAGAAGUGUCGGGCGAGUUUGAACCGACCGCACGAACUGGUCUCCAGCAGCAGUGGCUUCAGCACAAGCUCGUCAUCGGGGAUCGAUCCCGGAUACUGUGACACGCGGCGGUGCUGUACCUCACUGGCGGCCGAUCUCGAACGACUUCUUUUUCUUCCUCCACAUCUUGAGAGCAAUCCAAAGUUUUCUGGAGCCCAGCACAAAUGUGGCAUACCAUCGAGCAGAAGUGAAGGCUUCAGACCGAAACCCAUCCGAAUCCACCAGAGGGCAGCACCGUCAUUUGCUGUCAUGAGAAAUGAACAUGAUUGCUGCAGGUGUGAAAACUGCUGUAGCAGACAUGAGAGCGAUGAAGCUGGCAGUUGUCAUAGUGAGAGUGGCAGACGCGAAUAUGAGAUUAGCAGACAUGAAUGUGAGAUAAGCAGACGUGAAUGUGAGAUUAGCAGACGCAGUAGCCACGAAGCCGAGAUGUGUCGAAGGGAGAUGCAGUCAGGGAGACGGUUGAGCAACAGUACCUCGUCAUCCUUGAGUUCGUUCCACCUGGACGGUCUCUACGCCCUGAAGGAAGCCAGCCCCACCACCGAGACCGCCGACAGUGGCCCCGAUCACCGUCUGGUACGACAGCACAGCGAAACCUACCUCGACGAAUUAAAACACAACUUCCACGAUCUGGAGACGGACCCUGAUGCCGCCGCCGACAGCCUCAUUCAUCAGAUUUAUCAGCAGUUGUCGCGGGAUCGGAAACCAUUGAAGUCGUGUCUACGGAAGAAGAGAGAUUUCAAGGCUAGAUCCCUGUCCAUCCCAGAUAACUUCAACGUCAGCGGUGAACCGAAACCUCCCAAGAAGCCCAGUCGGUAUUCCAUAGCGUGUGACGGGGUCUUCCCCCAGCUGGUCAGUGACGAACAUUUUGAAAACGCCAAUAUACAGUUACCUCCCCCUGAGCAGCGAGAAGAACAGAUAUUUCCCAUCAAUGAGGCUGUUAUGGUGGCCUCCAGUAGUAGUAGUUCGUUUGAAGAAGGAAACUUCGCCAAGAAGAGCGUCAGUUUUGCAUCGGAGGUGUCGUUUCAUUCACCGCAGUACAGCCCGAAACAUGUGACCAAGCCACCUCGCCUCAUCUCGCAGACUGUGUCCUCGAUUGACCUCCAGGAUGAGACCUUGACCUUGGAAAUCAUUGAACCGCAAGAUGAUGACCCUGCUGAGCUUAACACUUUGAUGAACGUAUCUCCUCAGUCAUCAGCCGAGUUCAUGGGAAACUUGAUAGAACAAGACCUCACAACAGAGACCGCAAGAAAGAGAAGUAUUCUUCUCUGUGUGACGCAGGCAGCUGAAUCUCUAGUGGAGCAUUUCGCCCGAGCUCGGGAUCCUUUCGACAAGCUACGACUAGGGAGUUCAGCUGAGAAUCCGACUGUUGCGACGCUGGUCGUGACUCGGCUGUGUCCCGCGCUCGAGAUGGUUAUAGAGGAAGGAAUGAAGGCCUACCUGAUGGGCUUCCACGUAUUCGGCAAGAUCCACAUCACGCCCUGGAGGGUGGCGGAGAUGUCAUCAGAACUGGGUCCUUAUACACGAGCUGUCAAUGAACUGGUCAGAAAGCUGAAGUUGAGGUCGUCAUUGGGUACGAACAAACAGAAAUUCUUCGCCUUCAUAGUGGGACUAGCAAACUUGCGUCUGCUGGACUUCUGGAUGGGUUACGUUCGCAGUAAGAAAGACAUCGUCAGCCGAGUGUACGAAGCUGAUUCAAUUCUGUGUCUCUCUGAAACCACUCUGAAACAUCACUAUGACAACAUGUUGCUAGCUUUGCAGCCAUUGGCUGUUUUGCCAUUCCAACUGGAAUUUGAAAUUGUCUGCCCAAGUUCGGCUUUGGAGAGCUCCGCAGAGCCAAACCAGCUUUCCCAGAGUCUCGAAUUAAAGCGACCAAUCAAGCAACAGCAUGAAGACCACAGUCGGGGUGAGGUUAUGGAGAAAGGUCAAGGUCAGACUUCAGAGAAAGGUCAUUGUCGAAUGUUGAAAAGGGAUCAAGGUCAAAUGUCACAGAAAAAUCACGGACAUGUGUCAGAGAGGAAGCAAGGACAGAUUUCCGAAAGAGGAAAUGGGUUAGAGAAAGGUCAAGGACAAGAGGCCGAAAAGGGUCAGGGUCAGUCUUGGAGCUGGUUUGGCGGUGCUACAUUCCCGAGAACAAAACGGUUACUGUCAAGUUUCAACGCAGCCAAAGCAGAAGACAAGUUGAACAACUCUGUGAAGAACGUGGAAAGUUCAAGGUUAAAACUGAACGGAAUAGAAAAAGUCUUUUCACCAAAGCUCACGAAAGACUUGGAGAAUAUCGAAGUUAAGGAAAAGUUAUCGAAGGCCGGAGAGAAACCCAUCGACGGGGGACGAUCCCCUGUAUCAUCGUUCACAAACCUCGCUCAGAAAUUCCUACAGAGGACACAGAGUCAGGACGGCGUGGCACGGAAUACUCUAGCAGCCGCGUCGCCCAUGGCAACAAGACCAGGCAGACGCCAGUCUAUGGACAGUCUCCCGUCGACCGGAAUUCAGUCAUCCCAUGGCCAGCAGAGUCAAUCGUUCAGUUUGAUUUCUUUCUUCGAUAAACUUCUGUUGCCUGAGAAACCGGCGAAGAAUCAGAGGAGUAGCUGGAUUGCUGAUGCUCAGAUUGCCGACGAAAACCUGUUUCAGGACGAAGCCAGAAGUGCAAGUUUGCCAGCUGAACUUGAUGAAAGCUCUUCUUCAACCGAGAGCUUGAGGGGUUUAGAAAUACAGGAAGACAAGGAUAUUGCCUGCGAAAAGCUUGAAGGUGCAACAGCUUUGAAGGUCAAGGAUGUUCAAGAUGGUUGCCGCAACAAGGAAAACGAAGCUGUCUAUCCAGAAUUUUUUCUUGAACCGAGGCUCGAGUGCGAGCGCACCAUGUUGGAUUUUGAGACCUCUGACAGCCCGUCGGAAGGAAGCAGCAUUCAGCUGGAAGUAGACGUGAGUGACAGACUUGGCGUCUGCAUAAUGAAGAGGACCGAUGGAAAGCUGAGUGGUUCCGAGACAAAGGACACGUUUCUGGAUGAAUCUUCCCAGGAGGAUGAAGCUGGUGGCGGUGAAGGCUUGGCAAGCAGCCCGCCAAUCAGUGAAGGUUUAACAAACAGCUCACCAAUCAGUGAGGGUUUUACAAACAGCUCACCAAUCAGUGAGAGCUUAGCAGACGGUCCACAAAUGAGUGAUGGUUUAGCAAGCAGUCAACCAAUCGAUGAAAGCUUAACAAGCAGUCAUCCCGUGGUUGAUGGUUCAACAAGCAAUUCUCCAAUCAGGGAUGAUGCAACAAGCUGUCCUCCAAUCAGUGAUGGUUUAACAGGUACCAAUCUUGAUGUGGACUCGCUGACGGGGGUGGACAUCAACGCAAAUUCUCCUAGCUUCCAAAACGACACCUAUGCAAUCGUUCUACCCAGCCCUAUGAGGAAAGGGAUCCAGACGGAACCACGAAUGGAAUUCAGAACAUUUCAUCCCCAACUGUCGAGCUUCAAGCCGUCUCCCAGCCAUUCCAGUCAGUCAGACAAGCUGUUGCCUAGCGAAAGCCAAUCAGAUGAGACAUCACAGAACGCAAUGGUACAGAGCAGCCAAUCAGAGAAGUCGAUAGAUGGAGAUGAGAAACAGGUUGUCGAGGCUACUGAUAUUAGAAAGGACUCGUUUGGCAUGACUUCAUUCAAGCAUGCAAUGACUCUUGUAGCCCAUGAAUCGGAAGACCCCGAUGAGCUGUCAUUUGACCACGGCGAUUAUCUGGAGGUGCUGGCUCAGCUCGAUGACGAUUGGCUGUUCUGUGCCAAUGGGAAACGGGAAGGUCGCGUCAAGAUCACGGAAGUCCGACAGAUGUCCGAUGAGGAGACGUUUGAGAAACUUCACGACAACUUCUACUACUGACUGUGGACUGUAUGUUGCAGAGACCCCCAUCUUCUGUCUCGUUUUUUCACCGGUUGACAGACUUUCGUUUCUGAGAGAACUCGGAGUGUGCAGGGCUCGACUUUAAGACUUUGGUAGCUUUGGCAAUUUUAAUAUGUCUUAGCUGAAGGCAAAAUGCUUACUUACAGCAAUUUUGAGCCCGGCUACGGCAAUUUUAAACCAGUAACUUUGGCAACAAAUUGUUAAAUCAAGACACAAUUCCUUCAACUAGUGGCAAUCAUAUUUAUUCGUUGGCAAAAAACUGACAUCAGUAAAGCCCCUGACCGACGGCAAUUCAGUUGCCGUCGGUGAGAUACACUACAACAAUUGCCGUCGGUGAGACACACUACAACAAUUGCCGUCGGUGAGAUACACUACAACAAUUGCCGUCGUCAACUACGCCAGUUGCCGUCGGUGCGGUCAUUAAAUUCGAGCCCUGAGUGCGACCAUACCCAUGAUGUUUUAGAAACUUCACGACAAUAUCUACUACUACUGUACACAUUAUGUUGAAAGUUUCCCUUGUUGGUCUUGUUCUUCAUUGGCUAACAGACUUUCAUAUUAUUGACGGUCCUGCCAAUUCAGUCUGAAGGGUGCCAAAAAAAAAACAUUCUCAUUUUAACAAAUUGCACUCCUCCUCAAAAGCAAUUAUUUUGAGAAGUGCUAUUUUCCUCUCCUUGAUAUCUUCAGAACUGAUUUUUCACACUCCUGUUUUUAUUUCAAAAACGGAAGUCUCGACUAAUGUUUGUUGUGUAUGUGGGUUUUUUUAAUGUAUUUAUUAUUGUUUAGUGUAUCUCACUGUGCCAUUUUUUCAAUGAAAUUUCUGUAUGUAAAUCAUGGGACCCAUUUUUCAAAGACUGCUGAAGUGUUUACAUUUAAAAUGAGAUAUUAAGUGGAGGUUUCUGGACCUCAUUAUGUAAGCCCUUGUUAGCAGGUAUACAUCAUGUACCUAGAGGAAUGUAUUUAUACAUACCGUAGAAUAACCCAAAGAAACACACACACACACACAUAUAAAUUUGGUUUUCUGUAAUUUAUUUAAAAUUGAUCAUUUUAAAUCUUACUUUUUGUGUCCAUUAAAAUCAGCAAUAUCUUGUGAAUAUUUGUGUUCCAGUUUGACAGUCUAUUUUAGUAUUUAUAGAAUUAAUUGUAUCAUGGGGUGGGGAAAAAAAGAAUCUUUAAUAUUAAAACGCAGGGAAGCUUCUCAAAACCAGUCUCUCUCAGGCAUGUGAUUCUUCUGCUAAUUGGCGGAAUUCCGCUUUUUAAAAACAUUUCAUGCCCCCAGACCCCACUAGUCAUCUCGUGCAUUCUGCACUCGAUUACGUGCGUUCGGCACGCAUGUAUCAUUUUCAGCUUUUUUAGAAAUGUUUCAAUCACAUGCCUGCUCACUGUAAAGUGGAAUUCCCUCAAAACCUAUUAAGUUUGUCACAGUCCCUUUUUAAAUAUCAGUACAUAACCUCUCUAAACCAGAUACUCCUUUAAAUCAGACUUUUUAUUUGCUUUAUGGGUGUCCAGUUUAGAGGGGUUUACUGUAUCUGCAUUUCUUUUGUUGUUCAGUGUAACAGGAUGCUUUUAAUGUUUUAAAGUAGUAGGCUGCUUAUUCAAAUUAGGUGUUUUAAAGUAGAAAGGAAAGGAGAGGAAAUAGUUUAUUUAACGACGCACUCAACACAUUUUAUUUACAGGUAAUAUGGCGUCGGAUUUUAAAGUAGAAGGCUGCUUAUUCAAAUUAGGUGGCAAUGUAAGGAACGUUCCUAAGCGAUGUAGUUAACUGUAAUGAAAUCUGCACAAUGUAGUCAGCAUGGAAUUUAAAAUAGCCAAUGAAAUUCACUACUUUCUGGCAUAUUUUGAUAAACUUAUAUUGGUGGGGAUAUGUUGUGCAGAUACUCCCCCCAUCCUGGUUACGUUCACUGUUAGUGUCACAAGAAGUGCUCGUACGGUCAGUGCUCUCAUAUCUUAAAGUCCGAACCACAUUGUUAACAACUACGAUAAAUUACUCUCCUACAUUUAAUUACUGUUGGAUUUUCUGCAUGUUUUGUUCAAUACAGAUCAUGAAAUUUUUUUUACAUUGACAUGGAUUCCACAUAUUAGACUGAAACCAUAUGUUAAGAUCUCCUAGGAUAAAACACAUACAGUUUUCUGCCGUCUGCCAUUUUGCUAUGUUAUGUUAUGCUAUGCCUAUGUUAUCUCAGCGAAGUCAGUAUUGGUGACAUUGUUACAGUCUCAUAUGUGGAAUCUGUCAUUGUAAUGGUUUUUUCAUGAUUUGUGUCAAGGUAAAAUUUUGGGGGAAUCUUAACCGUAAUUAAAGGUAGGAGAGUAAUUUAUCGUAAUUGUUAACAAUUUGGUCCGGACUUUAAUUGGAUAUAGGCAUGAAAAAAAAUGGUUUCGACUUUCGACUUGUGAACUUUUGCAGGUGUUUUGUAACAUUAGACAAUAACCAUUUGAAAGUAAAACAAAUCUGUAACAAUUAUAAUCUUUGACAAAUUGUUGUGAAGUACGGUGACUUAGUUUCAAGUGAGAAAUAUUUAUAAGAAUGAAAUAAUUGUUAAAAUUAAUAAUCAUAUUUGAUGCAAGAAAGUAGUAUAUUGAAUUCUAAUAUUAUGCAUUAAGAAAAUUGAUUUUGUUGUUAAAAAGCUAAUUUAUGAGUGCAUUUAGCUUUUUCAACUUUCUCAAUUUGACAGUUAUCUUUAAGAAAAGAAAAAGUGAAAUUCUUUAGCUUGUAUUGUUUGGGUUUUUUAAAAAGUGUAUUAUACAUUUGUCUUAGUUUACAUUAGGUUUACUUGGGGUUCAGAAUUUAAAUCGAAAAUGCAGGUGAAAUUAAUAAUGUGAACAAUAAAAACCUUGAUUUUGUUGCUAAAAAGUAAAUAUUUGGGUGCAUUUUUGCCUUUUUGCAACAUUAAUCAAUAUUUGACGUGAAUAAGUCUAAUAUGUGAUUGGAAAAAGAAAGAAGUAAAUUCUGAUAUUUGUUUUUAAUUUUUAAGAAUUAUUUUCUAAUUGAUUGUUAACUUAAAAUCAAAAUAUUUACCUUGCUUGUCAGGUACAAUUUAUUUCUUUUUGAUUGUGAAAUAAUCUAAAUAAAUAUUCAAUGAUAAGAAAAGUCAGUCGUUGCUAAAAUAGAAGAAUUAAAUUGUGAUGUUUAUUUUCAACUUUUAAGAAUUAUUUUGUGGUUUUGCUUAUUGCAAAUUUUGGAAUAUCAAAACGUUUAUCUUGUUUGAUUAUCAAAUAAGAUGAGUUUUUGGAAGUUAUCAUAUAAUCAAAAUUGAUUAGCAUUACUAGACUACUAAAGUCAAAAAGGGCAUAUGUCAAAGAUGUCUGCCGUUGGAAUUCAGUGAGAAUUAUUGUUAAAAUUUCACCCAUCGAACAAAAUUAGAACAGCAGUCUUAUGUUGAUUGGAGAAAAUAUCUCCACCAUUGUUUUUAGAGCACUGCAUAAAUUAUAUAUAUAUAACAUCCGCUAGACUGGUUUAUACACUUCACGGUAUCAGUGAUUUUAAACAUUUACUAGC